AAAACUAACUGCUUUUUGUUUAUUCAUAGCACCAGUGCUAAAAGCUGGAGAGAGUAUGAGAGAAAGACUUAUCCAUCCAGUUUAACAGAGAUAAUAUCUCACUGAAGUACAGCGAAAUGGAUGUGGUACCGCUCGCUGCUCCUUCUGCUACACCUAAACCGAUCAAGCCGAUCGAUCUCGAGGAGUACAUCCUAUGCCAGAAGAAGAACCGAUCUGAGUACCUCUCUAGUGGUGAAAUCGGCAGGGGUUAUAUUGUUUCGCUUGCCAAACAAACAGAGAGUAAUGACACUCGAGCUGCUAGGGUUCUUCGACUGACCGUGCAAGAGCAGGGUAUCAUGAAAUACCACACCUCAUCUUGCUACAGAAGUUUUCAAAGGAAUAUGGCUAAGACUGACAGCAUAACCCAACCAAUAGAACAAUCAGAACCAUCUCAGCAGGGGCCUAUUAAUGAUACAUCUGAGCGACACAGCAAGCGAUUUAAGUCCAGUGUAACUACAAAUGUCUGUAUCUUUUGUGGUUCGGAUUGCAAGACAUUUAAACAGAAGAAAAUACACACAUUGUUCAGAAUCUGUGAAAGGCCCAUGGCCCAAAAACUACUAAAUGCGGCCAUGUUGUUCAAGGACCAUGUGUACACUGAAACAGCGGCAAUGUGUAAGCUAGAUGAUGUUUUUGCGGCUGAUAUCCGAUAUCACGACCAAUGUUGUAAAGUCUAUUUCAAUAAAUAUCAUGCUAAAAUUGAGGAAAUACUGAAAAACCUCGAAAUGGAGGAGUCGGUAACAGCCGGAAACAACUCCUUCAAGGCUAGAUUUUUAGCCCUUGGGAUUGACUUUAGUAGGUCAGCACACAGUCUGACUUCCAUCAGAGACAGGCUAAAUGAAGGUUCAGCUGGAAUAAUGUCAAACAGAACUGUAAAGCAGCUGAUCAUCGAGAUGUAUGGAGACGCCGUCUGUUUUACAUACCCAAGUAACAAACGAAUAUCCCAGAUGGUACUUUGUACCAACAGUUCUAUAGAGGCCUUGGUAGAGUCCCUGCGAGUUUCACCUGUCCAACAGGUUGCAACUGAGCUGGCGCAGGAGCUGACAGGAUAUAGGUUUGGACUGCAGAUGAGCUGUGGGUCCAAGCCCCAUUUAUAGACGCCACCUCGAUUAUGAAUGCCGAGAAUUAUGGUUUUGUAAGAUUGGGUAGUUCAUUAGUCCCUGAGUUUGUGAUCUCAAAACCCGAAGGCCUGCCAGAUCCCUGCACAUGUGGCAAGUGUGCUCGCAAUAAUGGGUGUCCCUGCAGGAUAGCUGGGAUCAAGUGUUGCAAGUACUGCAAAUGCAAGGGAGGUGAUUGUUGUAAAAACCCUAUCACUGAAUGAGCACUGCUCAUCAUCCUCAUACGGGGACCUGGACUCUGUUGUCUUACUCUUCAUGUUCCUCACCCUGGUUUACGUGACACAUAAACAGUACUAAUGUGGUGUUAAAUAAGUAUUGUUGGCUGUUGGGUAAUUUAUUUAAGCUCUCUACAUGACACAAAUGUUCUAACUUUGCUCUAAGUCUAGAAAGUUUAAAUUAAUAAAUAUAAUGGCCAUUCCAGUGUGUAUAGGUAGUUGUAUGUAAGUUGACCUAUUAACGGUUUUUAGCCAUUUCUAGUAAAAUAUGAACAUUUUGAGGACCUCAAAAGCAGUCUUGUUAGUUUAUAAUUCAAUGGUUAUAUUAAUUAGUAGAAGACCUAAGUUAAGAUAGGCAUGUAUGCACAUAAUUCAUGAGAGGAUAACUCAAUUUCCAGUACUUGGGUAGUUGUAUGGUAAUAAGUGGACCGAAUGUUCUCGUAAAAUAUCAAAUUAGAAAUGUCUAAUACCCCCCUCCCCUUAGAUAUGGCCAUUCUGAACAUUUUGAGCACCUCAGAAAAUCUGUAGCUCAAACGGUUUAGAAGAUACAGCUAUAUCGGAAGUAGCACUUCCGAUGAAAAGGGGCGUGGUCAUUUAAAAAAGGGCGUGGUAAUUUUGGGGCUUUUCGUCCCGGAUAGAGAUUUUGGCACACAUCCCAAGAUGUUCAGUGGGGUCAUAUUAGUCUAGAACAAUUGAGAUAUUCUCUCCUAAAUUAAGUGCAUACAUAUCUAACCCAGGUCCUCUACUAAAACAAAAGACAGCAUUUACCUGUUUGCAUCCAGCUAGCCAUGCCUUUCUGGUGUACCAGCUACGUGAGAAGCCUCGUUGAUACGUUUUGUCUUU
Molecule: messenger RNA, 2212 nt
Organism: Gymnodraco acuticeps
Lineage: Eukaryota; Metazoa; Chordata; Actinopteri; Perciformes; Bathydraconidae
Exons: 2
Coding region: 117-1133 (338 amino acids)
Source: RefSeq, a predicted model, not a curated record